GGCAGCACCGCAAAAGUGAGUAAUUUUCAGAUGGAGAAAAUCGGACAAAUAUUUUAGUGGAAAAUGUUAAUUUAAGUACACAAAUUACUAAAAUAUUUAUUAAAACCCAUAACAAGUGUUGAAAAAAGUUUAAACCGAAAAAACAUACACAACAUUGGAGUUAAACUCAAACAAUAAAAGCAACCACUGGCAGCAUGGAUCGCAAAGCUGAGCUGGAACGUAAAAAGGCCAAAUUGGCCGCCCUACGCGAGGAGAAGGAUCGUCGUAGGCGUGAAAAAGAGAUGAAGGAUAUGGAAGAAGCGGCUGGCCGCAUAGGUGGUGGUGUCGGCAUUGACAAGGAUCAGCGAAAAGAUUUGGAUGAAAUGCUGUCCUCACUGGGAGUAGCGCCCGUAUCAGAAGUCUUGUCCUCUUUGUCAUCCGUGAACUCUCUCACAUCGGACAACUCCAACACUCAAACGCCGGACGCAAGUCUACAAGCAAAUAUGAAUGGUGUUGGCGGUGGCAAAAAGCAGCCUUUGAAUUUGAGUGUUUACAACGUGCAGGCCACCAACAUUCCACCUAAAGAAACACUGGUCUACUCAAAGCAAACCCAAACCACUAGCACCGGUGGACACGAACGUGAUGGAUACAUGGAGGAUUGGUGGAGACCACGCAAAGCUCAUGCUACGGAUUAUUACGACGAAUACAAUCUAAAUCCGGGUUUAGAGUGGGAGGAUGAAUUCACAGGAGAUGACGAAGAGAGUUCUCUGCCACAUCUGGAGCAUGGUUUCACUUCGAAGUUGCCACCCGGCUACUUGACACACGGUCUGCCAACGGUGAAGGAUGUAGCACCAGCCAUAACACCGCUGGAGCAGAAGAAGGAGCAGGAGGAGAAAAAGGAGAUUAAGGAACUUUCGGAGGAGCAGAAGCAGAUGAUCAUACUUACUGAUGAAUUUCAACAUUUCAUGCUACGCGCCGGACGCAUCGUUGAGCGCGCACUCUCCGAGAGUGUGGACAUUUACACGGAUUACAUUGGCGCCGGCGACAAUGAAGAUACGAACGAUGAAAAAACACACGCACGUUUGUCGCUGAAUCGGGUUUUCUAUGAUGAACGUUGGUCGAAGAAUCGUUGCAUCACCUGCAUGGAUUGGUCGACACAUUUCCCUGAAUUGGUAGCCGCCUCGUAUCACAAUAACGAGGAGAGCCCCAACGAACCGGACGGUGUUGUUAUGGUUUGGAAUACGAAAUACAAGAAGCAUACACCGGAAGAUAUUUUCCACUGUCAAAGCGCUGUGAUGUCAACAUGUUUUGCUAAAUUUAAUCCUAAUUUAAUAUUGGGCGGCACUUACUCGGGUCAGAUUGUACUAUGGGAUAAUCGUGUGCAAAAACGCACACCAAUGCAACGAACGCCCCUAAGCGCCGCCGCACAUACACAUCCAGUCUAUUGUCUACAAGUUGUUGGCACACAAAAUGCUCACAAUAUCAUCUCCAUCUCUUCGGAUGGCAAGCUAUGCUCUUGGAGUUUGGAUAUGUUAUCGCAUCCACAGGACACUUUGGAGUUGCAACAGCAACGUCCGUCGAAAUCGAUUGCAGUCACAUGUAUGGCAUUCCCGGCGAAUGAGAUUAACAAUUUGGUGAUGGGCAGUGAGGAUGGUUAUGUGUACUCAGCUUGUCGCCAUGGUUCGCGCACUGGUGUAAAUGAAGUCUUCGAAAAACACUUGGGACCGGUAACAGGAAUCUCCACGCACUACAACCAAUCGUCGCCUGACUUUGGACAUCUCUUCCUAACUUCCUCGAUCGAUUGGACUAUUAAACUCUGGUCUAUGAAGGACACUAAACCCUUAUACUCAUUUGAGGAUAAUUCAGACUAUGUCAUGGAUGUCGCAUGGUCGCCCAUUCAUCCGGCACUGUUUGCUGCUGUCGAUGGUAGCGGUCGUCUUGAUUUAUGGAAUCUAAAUCAAGAUACCGAAGUACCCACAGCAUCUGUUAUGGUUGCUGGUGCGCCAGCGCUUAAUCGCGUUUCGUGGACACCGUCUGGGCUGCAUGUGACCAUCGGCGAUGAUACAGGCAAACUGUACGUUUACGAUGUCACUGAUCACUUGGCGCAGCCGUCACGUGAUGAAUGGUCGCGCUUCAAUGCGACACUCAAUGAGCUCAAAAUGAAUCAAAGCGAUGAUGUUUAAAUCAAAACAAAGCAAAACAAAACAAAAAAUGCAUUCACAAUUGCGUGGAAUUAUGCUAAAUAUAUUGAUUAAAAAAGACUUAAUUGAUACCCUACUACUAUGGCGACUUAAUAUGUAUGUGAAGCAACAGAAAUAUUAGCUGUGUUGUCAAAGGAAAGGUCUUGAAAAAUUCAUUUAAUGAAUUAUGCACAUAUAAUUUGUAUCUAUUCCUCUGUAUCUAUAUACAACACUAAGUUAAAAGAUUUUUACAACAAAAAAAUAAUUAAAAUCAUUUAAUGCUUUUUUUUUAAUUGUAAAAUGCUCGCGCUUGUUUUUAAGUAAUAAGUGCUUGAGUACUAAGUAUUAAUUAAUUUAAAUUUUCUUAUUUUUUCAAUAAAAUUGUGCUUUAGUAGUAUUAUCCACUUUUAAAUGUUUACUAAAUUUUAUUCAGCGUUUUAUAUGUAUUUAUUUAUUUGAAAUUUCUUCGUUUUCAAAACAAUACUGAUACUAAAGCAGGAAAGAGAGAACGUUUUAUAGGCAGCUUAAAGAAGUGAGCGCAAAUAAAUACUAAAGUAAAACUAAUAUGAAUAUUUACGUAUAUUUAAAGUAUAAAGAUUUAUUGAGAAACGAUACAUAUAAAUAUAAAUCAACAAAAUUUAUGCCGAAAAUGAA
This is a messenger RNA of Bactrocera dorsalis (oriental fruit fly), 2813 nucleotides long. Its product is annotated as cytoplasmic dynein 1 intermediate chain. NCBI's taxonomy places the organism in Eukaryota, Metazoa, Arthropoda, Insecta, Diptera, Tephritidae. Gene Ontology annotation, cellular component: cytoplasmic dynein complex. The transcript has 11 exons. Gene Ontology annotation, biological process: transport along microtubule. Bases 195 to 2162 code for a protein of 655 amino acids. Gene Ontology annotation, molecular function: dynein heavy chain binding; dynein light chain binding. The record is from RefSeq and is a predicted model, not a curated record.